AUGUCACAAAUAAUACCACCCUCAUUCGCACACUACCGCGAACCUCUCAAGCGCAAACGCACCCGCUCAGUGUCCAGUCGGCGCAGCAGCAGCGCCGGCUUCUUAUCAUCCAGCCCGAGGCCGGCGCCAUCAGAGGCCAUCAACCCGCUGUCGUACACCCCCACCGUGCUCAGCCAGCUGCACCUGGCUGGCCACAGCGACGCGGACUUUUUACCGUCAACGGCGGUACCGGACUUUCCGCACCGGCCGCUGCCGCGCGAGAAACUCUCAGGGAGACAGUCGUCGUCGUCGCCGCCGCCGCCCGAGACGAACAACGACGACGAGGAUACCGGGAAGGAUGCGAAGCGUCGGCAGAAUGCGGAGCAGGUGCACCGCGUGGCCGAGCGGCACCUCGGCGUCCUGACGGCGCUGAUCCAUCGCUCGCUCGAGGAGGGCGAUAUCGCGCGUGCAAAACGCGCCUUUGGUCUGCUCGUCCGCUCCGAGAUCCGGGGUGCUAGCGUCGAUCUGAGGAAGAAUGGGUACUGGGCGCUGGGUGCCGAGAUCUUGAUGCGGGAGGGGGAAAGACCCCCAUCUUUGUCGGGGGAUGAGGCAGCUGUUGACGAGGAGGGCGACGCGAUGCGGUCGGAUGAUGGCGACGGCGACAAGGAAGAGACGAUCCCCUGCCGCUGGGGUCGCGCGUCCAACAUGCCCGCCGUAAGGGACUACUUCCGCUCCCUGAUCAGCCAGUACCCGUGGAACAGGUUCCACCCGCGGUCCAUUUCAGCGCUGAGCUUCUGGCCCGCUCUGCUGGGCUGCGAGCUGUACAAUACUUGGAUCGAACAGGUCCGGGCGCUGCGGCGACUCGACAUCGAGGCCGAGGACUGGAGCCUUGUCGACGACAGCAACGACGAGGUGGACCCCGACGGCGCCGGCGACUCAGCGUACUUGAAGCUGGAGCGGAGGAAGCGCGAGGCUCGCGAUGCGAUCCGCCUCGACGCCCUCCGCCAGAUGCGCGACGUGGCCAGGUCGAUGGACGACCUGAUGAUCGCGCCCCCCUAUUCAACGAGCCACGAGCUGCUGAGGCUGAGGGGCAUGAUUGCGCUGUACAUGGCCGACUUGGUGGUGCCUCCCCGGCCCAGGUCGGAAGGUGAAGAGCACGAGGCAAAGGUUCAGCGCGGCACCGAGAUGGACAGGGCGCGAUAUCGCUUCCGAAAGAUCAUCGACGAUGGAGGCGAGGUCGAGCGUUGGGUUGGGGACUUUGUCUCACGUAGCACGCAUGACGAGGAUGAGGAGGAUGAGGAUGACAGGAGCAGUAAUAUCGACCUCCCAUUCUUUUCUUCGUUGCCCAUAAGGGGCCGAUGA
Pyricularia grisea is the source of this 1341-nucleotide messenger RNA. RefSeq lists its product as uncharacterized. Gene Ontology annotation, molecular function: TBP-class protein binding; RNA polymerase I general transcription initiation factor activity; RNA polymerase I core promoter sequence-specific DNA binding. Lineage: Eukaryota; Fungi; Ascomycota; Sordariomycetes; Magnaporthales; Pyriculariaceae. Gene Ontology annotation, cellular component: RNA polymerase I core factor complex. Bases 1 to 1341 code for a protein of 446 amino acids. The transcript has a single exon. The record is from RefSeq and is a predicted model, not a curated record. Gene Ontology annotation, biological process: transcription initiation at RNA polymerase I promoter; nucleolar large rRNA transcription by RNA polymerase I.